CUUUGUCUGCAGCACAGAAGAUAAAUCACCAUGGGCAACUUUCAUCCGACCAUUAAGCAUCAUCAUGGCUCCAGUGCAGAAAGAGACGCCAAGAAACUGCAAAAGGCCUGCAAGGGAAUGGGAACAGAUGAAAAAGCAAUUAUUGAAAUCCUAGCAAACAGAACGUCAGAUCAGCGACAAGAAAUUAAACAAAAAUAUAAGACCUUGUAUGGCAAGGAUUUAGAUAGCGUACUAAAAGGAGAGCUGAGUGGAAACUUUGAGAAAACAGCUUUAGCGCUGCUGGACCGACCAUGUGAAUAUGAUGCCCGAGAACUCAGGAGCGCAAUGAAGGGAGCUGGAACUGAUGAGUCAUUGUUGAUACAGAUAUUAUGUACAAGGGCCAAUAAGCAAAUAGUUGCCAUUAAAGACGCAUACACAAAAUUGUUUGACAGAAAUUUGGAAUCAGAUAUUAAAAGUGAAACAAGUGGAUCCUUCAGGAAAAUACUUGUAUCGUUACUGCAGGCAAACCGUGAUGAAGGCCUUAAUAUUAACGAAGAACUGGCUGGUCAGGAUGCCAAAAACUUGUAUGAAGCAGGAGAAGGUCGAUGGGGCACAGAGGAGUUGGAAUUUAAUGUUGUUCUAGCAACAAGAAACUACAUGCAAUUAAGAGCCACCUUUAAAGCGUAUGAAAUUCUCCAUAAAAAAGACAUUGAGGAUGUAAUUAAAAGUGAAACAUCUGGAAACUUGAAGAAAGCUUAUUUAACAAUAGUAAGAGUCACAAAGGACUGUCAGGGCUACUUUGCUGAGAAACUGAACAAAGCCAUGAAAGGAGCAGGGACUAAUGAGGCUUCAUUAAUACGCAUUCUUGUGACCAGAGCUGAGAUUGAUCUUGAGACAAUCAAGGAACGGUACCAGCAAUUGUUUCAGAAGAGCUUAGCUGAUGCUAUCAAAUCUGAUACAUCUGGAGAUUUCUGCAAACUGCUCCUGGCUCUGCUACAUUAAGUAAACUCUUCUUGUAUUUCUGUGUUCUAUACCAAAAAAAAGAAAACCAGUCCGCACAGCAAAACGUCUUAAUGACCACUUUAUUUACUUUACCCCUUAUUAAAAUUAUUAAACCUUUAAAAAAAAAUGGGUUUUAUAUUGAGUUACAGUUUAUCAAAAUUGCAUCUUCUCAGCCUCUUUAUUUGGAUGAAAUCAGGAAUGUUUGGCGCAUUUGACAUGUACAUAUUAUAGUUGGAUAAUAACAGUUUUUAGUUUACCAGUUUAUUUUUUAAAGGCACACUACAAUAAAUGUUUAUGUAUGUUUGCAUAUUAUGUAAACACUGAAUC
Messenger RNA from Bombina bombina (fire-bellied toad), 1308 nucleotides. It is a transcript of the gene ANXA13, whose product is annotated as annexin A13. Bases 31 to 981 code for a protein of 316 amino acids. Gene Ontology annotation, cellular component: cytoplasm. NCBI's taxonomy places the organism in Eukaryota, Metazoa, Chordata, Amphibia, Anura, Bombinatoridae. Gene Ontology annotation, molecular function: calcium-dependent phospholipid binding; calcium ion binding. The transcript has 11 exons. The record is from RefSeq and is a predicted model, not a curated record.